Messenger RNA from Rhipicephalus sanguineus (brown dog tick), 1811 nucleotides. RefSeq lists its product as uncharacterized. Gene Ontology annotation, molecular function: structural constituent of chitin-based larval cuticle. Gene Ontology annotation, cellular component: chitin-based extracellular matrix. The transcript is spliced from 3 exons. The record is from RefSeq and is a predicted model, not a curated record. The coding region runs from base 330 to 1331 and encodes 333 amino acids. NCBI's taxonomy places the organism in Eukaryota, Metazoa, Arthropoda, Arachnida, Ixodida, Ixodidae.
GUCCGGCGGCAGUGGCUGGAGCUAGGAGGGGACGUAAACUAGGGCGUCCUGCCCCUCUCCGUAUAAAAACUGCCGCGCCGGACGGCGAGAAAGUGAAAGAAAUAUCAGUGGGGUAACCGGGAAGAGAGCGAGCCGCAUCCUCCGCAGCUUCUUCGCUUAGCGUGAGCCCUUCGAGUUCGGUACGCCUGGCGCAUCCGAUCGGUCCGACCCGACCUUCUUCGGAAUCGACACCUGUACGCGACCUGCCUGCCUUCUCCGUUUGGCGCUCGGAGGCUGCGUCUUUCCUCUCCGUGGAGAUAAUAGGCCCGCGUUGCUGAAGCGAAAUCGUCAUGAUUUUUCAGAUGCUGCUGGCCACUUUAUUGCUUUGCGCUCAUGGAGCCCGGGCGUUACGGCCGUACGAGCCGCUAGAUGAGGAUUCGAAUUCGGGAAUUCCAGCAGUGCAUGCGGCUCCGGCCUUCGGGGACGGCAAGACUCCACAGGACGACGUACCCACGCAGGAAGACGACAUGAUGGAAAAUGGAAACACGCCACUCACGCGGCAGCAGGCGUACCACUUCUCGUACCAGAUUAGGGACGCUGACGGCAACUCGCAACAUCACAGCGAGCAGAGCGACGUGAGAAACAACCGCAGGGGCUCCUACGGCUACCGGGACGCGAACGGUUUAUACCGCCACGUGACGUACGUGGCUGACAGGAAAGGCUUCAGGGCGUGGAUCAAGACUAACGAGCCAGGUACCACUAACCAGGAGCCUGCCGACGUCCGCAUAACGGCCGAGAAGCCACCUCAGAAGGUCGUCGACGAAGCUACGUCACCUCCGGCGAAACCGAACGUCGUCGCCGAUCCCGCAGACGCGGUCCCCGCUAGACCUGCGGUCUCAGCCGUCCCGGCUUUUACUCAACCCGAAGCGGUCCCCUACCACCCCGUCCAUACUGCGGGUGUAGGUGGCUACACCCGCCGUAGCGGCCGUGCCCUGCUUUCCACGUAUCGGCUGCUGGAGCGUACGAACUUUCCCGGCCAGUGGCUCCAGUGCCAGCCAUCGACAUCGCCACUGGCGCCUACCCGACGUACGACUCGAAACGGUUGUCCGGCGCUGGUUACGUUCCCACUGACUACAGUAGCCAGAGCGCAGUUCCUGUUCAUGAUUACCAGAGGGUGCCAGAGGCGGGCGUUGCCGACUUCGAGUACUACCCGGAGCCUCAGAGGAUACAAAAUUACGCGGACCCAGACGGAGUACAGGGCUACGCGUACGCUCCGCAGUCUUCGUACUCCAACCAGGCUGUACCCAACGCCGUCCCUGUUUACAAGUCGAUUCGCCAGUUCCCGACACUGAGCUCGUCUACGGAGAAGAGGACCGGGGACUCGGGCGAACUCACCGAGAAGCACGGGAUUCCCGUAGGCGUCACGUACGUUAACCCGCAGGACGUGAGCCGCCCAUUCGACCGACCACAGCCGUUCGAUAUCGCCCCGACCGGUGUGGCUUCGAGGUACAAGAAGUACCUCGACUGGAACCGCCAGGGCAAGCUUCGCGACUAAGUGCCUGUCGUGCGUGGUCGCCGGCGACGUCGCUUGUAAAUAUUCAUGCCCUGGUGCGUAGUCCUGUCUGCGGGCUGUUUCUCGAUCGUUAUACUUUGCAUGCGUGGGAUUUUUGUUUUUUUCUGGCGCGCUUUGUGCUGGUACAACAAGGCCCGCCUGUGUCUGUGUGCCAUUGUGUUGUGAUUGGUCUCAUCGGUAACAGUCGGCGUGAAAUGUUUGCUCAAAUGAGGCAGCGAUGUUGUUUCAAUAAACCUCAAUUCAUGUUGUGCCAUAUGAA